This is a messenger RNA of Knipowitschia caucasica, 1605 nucleotides long. The record is from the annotation of a GenBank genome assembly. NCBI's taxonomy places the organism in Eukaryota, Metazoa, Chordata, Actinopteri, Gobiiformes, Gobiidae.
AUGGGCACCAGCGGUGACCCUCACUGGCCUCUUCCAGAAUCUCUAGGAGCCUCUAAAGCCUUCUCCGUCCUGCUCCUCUCCGCCUGGACUACAGCCUCUCUCUGCCUGGACUACAGCCUCUCUCUCUGCCUGGACUACAGCCUCUCUCUCUCCGCCUGGACUACAGCCUCUCUCUCCGCCUGGACUACAGCCUCUCUCCGCCUGGACUACAGCCUCUCUCUCUGCCUGGACUACAGCCUCUCUCUCUGCCUGGACUACAGCCUCUCUCUCCGCCUGGACUACAGCCUCUCUCUCCGCCUGGACUACAGCCUCUCUCUCCGCCUGGACUACAGCCUCUCUCUCCGCCUGGACUACAGCCUCUCUCUGCCUGGACUACAGCCUCUCUCUGCCUGGACUACAGCCUCUCUCUCCGCCUGGACUACAGCCUCUCUCUCUGCCUGGACUACAGCCUCUCUCUCUGCCUGGACUACAGCCUCUCUCUCUGCCUGGACUACAGCCUCUCUCUCUGCCUGGACUACAGCCUCUCUCUCUGCCUGGACUACAGCCUCUCUCUGCCUGGACUACAGCCUCUCUCUCUGCCUGGACUACAGCCUCUCUCUCUCCGCCUGGACUACAGCCUCUCUCUCUGCCUGGACUACAGCCUCUCUCCGCCUGGACUACAGCCUCUCUCUCUGCCUGGACUACAGCCUCUCUCUCUGCCUGGACUACAGCCUCUCUCUCCGCCUGGACUACAGCCUCUCUCUCCGCCUGGACUACAGCCUCUCUCUCCGCCUGGACUACAGCCUCUCUCUCCGCCUGGACUACAGCCUCUCUCUCUGCCUGGACUACAGCCUCUCUCUCUGCCUGGACUACAGCCUCUCUCUCCGCCUGGACUACAGCCUCUCUCUCUGCCUGGACUACAGCCUCUCUCUCUGCCUGGACUACAGCCUCUCUCUCUGCCUGGACUACAGCCUCUCUCUCUGCCUGGACUACAGCCUCUCUCUCUGCCUGGACUACAGCCUCUCUCUCUGCCUGGACUACAGCCUCUCUCUCUGCCUGGACUACAGCCUCUCUCUCUGCCUGGACUACAGCAUCUCUCUCUGCCUGGACUACAGCCUCUCUCUCUGCCUGGACUACAGCCUCUCUCUCUGCCUGGACUACAGCCUCUCUCUCUGCCUGGACUACAGCCUCUCUCUCUGCCUGGACUACAGCCUCUCUCUCUGCCUGGACUACAGCCUCUCUCUCUGCCUGGACUACAGCAUCUCUCUCUGCCUGGACUACAGCCUCUCUCUCUGCCUGGACUACAGCCUCUCUCUCUGCCUGGACUACAGCCUCUCUCUCUGCCUGGACUACAGCCUCUCUCUCUGCCUGGACUACAGCCUCUCUCUCUGCCUGGACUACAGCCUCUCUCUCUGCCUGGACUACAGCCUCUCUCUCCGCCUGGACUACAGCCUCUCUCUCCUCCUGGACUACAGCCUCUCUCUCCUCCUGGACUACAGCCUCUCUCUCCUCCUGGACUACAGCCUCUCUCUCCGCCUGGACUACAGCCUCUCUGCCUGGACUACAGCCUCUCUCUGGAUUUUUGCGCUCUUUGAUCCAUCAAAGGCCAAGCAGGACUGCAGCUAA